Monoraphidium neglectum is the source of this 747-nucleotide messenger RNA. RefSeq lists its product as hypothetical. The record is from RefSeq and is a predicted model, not a curated record. NCBI's taxonomy places the organism in Eukaryota, Viridiplantae, Chlorophyta, Chlorophyceae, Sphaeropleales, Selenastraceae. Gene Ontology annotation, cellular component: endoplasmic reticulum. The transcript is spliced from 7 exons. Gene Ontology annotation, molecular function: lipid binding. The annotation marks the transcript as partial.
AUGCGUGGCCACAAGCAAGGCCCCAGCCCUGGCUCGCCCCCCGGCGUCAUCAAGAAGAUAUAUUUUCAGGAGCUGACGUUUGGUGACGCGCCCUUCAGGGUGGAAGGCAUCACCGUCAAGGAGGAGAAGGAUGAGAUUGAUAUGGAGGUGGACGUGAGGUGGAGCGGGGACGCCAACAUCGCCUUGGGCAUAGAGCUGCCCGUCGGAGGAGACCUGACGCGGCUCAACCCCAAGGUGACGGACAUUGUGUUUGUCGCGACCAUCAAGAUCAUCCUCAAGCCGCUCGUCAGAGCGAUCCCCGGCUUUGCCGCCGUGGCGGUGGCCCUGCGCAGCCCGCCCAUCAUCAACUACCGCCUCAACUUCGGGUCGGUGCCCGGCGGCAGCACCAUCACGUCGCCCAUCACUGGGGCCGUGAACUUCAUCGUGAAGGAGGGGCUGGUCAGCAUGCUGCUGUGGCCCAAGAGGUUCACGAUCCCCCUCCUGUCGUCCAACGGCUUCCUGCCGCUGAACGACCCGGCCAUAGACCUGGAGGUGGAGCGCCUGAUGGGGCGCGUGAGGGGGGUGGUGCGCGUCAACGUGAUACGCGCCAAGGGCCUAAAGAGCUACGACACGCUGACCGGCAAGAGCGACCCCCUUGUCGAGGUGUACACGACCCCCAACUUCAAGUACGAGACGCGGCACAUCAACAACAGCCUGGAGCCGGUGUGGAACGAGACCUUCUACCUUCCGGUGCUGGAGAAGGACCAG